This is a messenger RNA of Seminavis robusta, 3609 nucleotides long. The record is from the annotation of a GenBank genome assembly. NCBI's taxonomy places the organism in Eukaryota, Bacillariophyta, Bacillariophyceae, Naviculales, Naviculaceae.
GCUAGCUAGCGAGCACAAAGGUCGACAAUGAUGCGAUGCAUCCAUGGUCCAUCCCCCAGCUUGCUACGAAAGAUACAUAUCUCUAAAUGGCUUGGGAUCGUAUGUUGAUUGUCAGAGACGAGUCCUCAAGCGAAAUUUCUAGGCUCGAUCCGAAGAAAGGAUGGAUUGGACGGUUGUUACCCGACAAUGGUGGGCCCCUCGAUGCACCGCUGUCCGAGGAGUCCUCUUUGUCCUUGUUUUCGUGUUCCUGCAGAGCAUUGACUCGAUAGAUCUACCAGUGUACCAACGAUGCAACUUUGGUGGCUUGUCCAACGCCUCCUAUGGCCAUGGAUGGGAAACUUCCACUUGCCUUGCCUGUAGGAGCCACUUGGCCCCUCUCGGCAAUGGCCAAGAAGAAGAGGCUGAGGCAAGCGAGAAAGGAUCUCCCAGAGGAGUCAAUGUCCUCCUCCAAAUUACCAUUCCCAAACUCGAGCCUGAGUUUGUGAACCUGGCAGCUGGUCUGCUCAUGGCACAAAACAAUGUCACUGUAUACCACAUGAGCUUUUAUCGAGGAAUGCGCCAAGAUGUUAGCCAGGUAUUACGGCAACGGAUUCUCGCCAGAAUUCCGUGUGCACAUGUCGAUUCUUCGUUGGAACGACGAUUAAAGAUCAGACCUAUUGACAUUGCGGCUCCUAUACGUGAAUACUGCAGCAAACGAAUCAUUGUGACCAUCCCGUAUAUGGAGCCAAUCCAAUCUUGCAUUGGAGUGGCAGCACCGGCUCAAUAUCGACUCUACUCGAGAGUUUUUCGAAACCUAGAAGACCCAGACGAUAGAAUACCCGAUGUUGUCGUCACUGACAUGCACGGCUAUGGUGUUCUUUUCAUUGCUGAGGAAUUUGGCAUUCCAUCACUGGUGCUGGAGGAUCAGCAUGCCUUUUACGAAAGCACGGGACAACGGCAGGGGCAGGGUGGUUCCUUCCGACGGUGGAUUGAUAUCAUCAUGAUCGGAACGAUACGGGCUGUCAUGGGUACCAAGACAUUUACCGAUGUCAGUCGGUUCCGAAGUAUCCUGGGAUUGAAACGACUCAAGCACAGAGGAAGUGUUUGGAGUGCGGCCACUGCCGUCGCAGUCCUCGGACACGAAUUCAACGCCACCCUUCCUGUACCAAAACACUCGUUUCCACCCGUGAUACACCUACAAUCACCAAUCUUUCCACCCUGUUUGUCCUGCAUGGAGCGGUCAACAGAGCUCAAUACCACACAACAAAUCGACAGCAGCCAACAAGAAAAGACACUGACUCUCCUAUUUGUGCCACCACCAGAUUUAUCCGUAUCAUGGGGACACGAAGUGACAAGAGGAUUGUCCAUGGCUAGAAGGACCUUGCUUUCGUAUGACAAUUCCUGUGAUUCUACUGUUGUUUCUACUGCUCGCUCAACCGGCGGGACCUCCAAUUGCUGGCAUGAUCGAAUGGAUCUAAGAGUCAAGUGGAUGGUGGACAUGGACUUGGCUAAUUACCUGUAUAUGCCACCCAGUAGACCACCCGGUUGGGUUGAAAUCCAAAAUGCUUCGCUUUUCCUUGACAACCUGCUACACUAUACAAAAACAAACCAUGGCCCGACAAUUGUGAUGGCUCAAUGUGACGAUGAAGCACGGGCAGUUCUUCUCAUGGACGUCCCCAUCUUAUGCUUGGCAACACGAGGAACUCAACAAUCAAGAGAAAACACCAAAGUCCGCCACCUUCGCAAUUUUCAAGCUCGUGAAAUUGCCACGAAAAUAGUCAAUAUUGUCUGGGACGUGAGAGACCUCGCGCUUGAACCAACCUAUGCACUACACGACAAUGAGCCCGGCAGCCUCAGCCGCUUGGUAUCUGCCAUCCAGACUGCUGGGAGCUUGAUUAAAACUCCUCAAUGGCCGCUGCCUGACUUCUUUCAGCCCAAGAAAGCAAGCGAACUUCAAUGGGAUUUUUCGGUUGCCAUGGAGCGGAAAGAUACUCUGAUAAUUGGUGACCGAAAAGAGCUAUCACAAACUCACACCGUGUUUUGGUGGGCGUCUUGGGUCAUUAUUGCAGUGUCAACUUUUCUUGCAGUCGUAUCAUGGAUAUGGCCCUUGAGUUCCAGGUUUCUACGAUUGAACGGCAACGAACACCAGGGUUUGUUCGAUGGACCAAAGCAAUGUGUUGAGGCAUGGUUAGCUCGGUUACCCGAAUUCAAUACACUUUGGGAAUCAUUCCGGAAGGCGUGGAAAGAGGACAAGAAGGCACCCAAGAAAGUGAAGCAGAAAGCAGCUACUAGUAAUGGAGGUGCCAGAGCAUCCGCUAUCAAGGCCUCUGAAACUCUCCAAAGGAAAAGUAAACAACGCUAAGAAAGAAGCGACAAUUGGCGUGGCUUGCGUCGCGGAGGUGCAAUAGGCUUGCUGCUGCACACGCGCCACCUGGAUGGUUGAAAGAUUAGAGGCCGCUGCGCUACGUUACUGUUGGGCUUGCUACUAGAACAUUAGGCCAGCAGAAUCUUCCAUGGAUGCGCGAGUGGUCACUUGUUCGGCUUCGACUGCAAAGAAAUGUGCCCUCAUGUAUCGAACCGUGGCAACUGGAAUCAAGAAACCAAAUAGGUUGGUCGCCCAAUACGCUAGAUUGGCAAUGGCAACAGCCUGCCCCAGGUGGCCUAAUGCCAACGGUUGGAAAACCCAACUCCAUAGAUAUCCUAAUCUGAUAGUGUUGUAGGCAACUGGAAUCAAAAUGCGAAUGGGCAGUGGUGUCUUGUUGUCAUUCGUCGAGUGUUGCGUAGUCAGGUAGUUUCAUAACAAGAAAGGACACGUCUUUGAGUGAGAUUGGAAGUUCAAAAUGUUAAUAAGGCACCCUUCACAACUAACGUUUGUGUGCUUCACAUACCAGAGAUCGUCUCGACGCAGCUUCACUGAUGGCCUGACAACACAUGAAAAAGAUGGGCCUGGCACAUGCUCGGGCACAAUCCAAUCGGUCGGUCAAGGCAUAGCGCAGCAUCAUUGCCAGUGGCGCUGCCAGGCCCAACAAAGCUCCUGUCUUGAGCCAAAAGUCAUAACUCCACGAAAAGGACGUCAACCCAGGCCCCAGCGGAUUGGAGACAAGAUUGGGGACAUGUCCCUGUGGGGGCAAUGAGGGCAUCACUGGCGUCACUCCAUCACGUCGAAGAGAUCGUGCCCAGAGGAACAAAAUGACAAAGUAUCCCGUGAGAAAGGACACCAGUAGAGCAUCCAAUGGUCGAAUCAUCCCCGACAAGACCAAGGCAGCUGCCACGAGAAUGGGUGUUUUUUCCAUGGAUGAGGAGGUUGUCCCUUCGGAUUCGGUUUCUUCUUGUGCAUAGGCAGCGCGGCGCAAAAUCCUACCAAUGGCCCUUGGUACAUAGAUUCGUCGCUGUUUUUUGCUAUCAAUGCUUGUGGAUUGUGGAGUAGUGGCCCCUCCUUCCGAGGAAAGACUGGCAAAAGUCUGGACGACUUCGUCCGGCAGGAUCCCAUUGGGAAAGGAUUGUUCCAAUCGGACUGGCUCUUCGUUGGCAGGAGGCCAUAUUUCGGCCCCUCUUCCAUAGCUGGAGCUAAAGAGUACCGUCUUGGGAACCUUGCCGACUCGGUGUCGAUUGGGUGAGUUGUAUUUGGGU